AUGAAUGGGCUGUGCCCUUCGGAUUGGGACAACGGGACCGACCUGGGGAACCUGACCUGCCACCCUUCGCUGUCCCCCUACCGCUAUGUGGGGGCCUCUCUGGGGCUGGUGGUGACGGCGCUGGGGGGGUUGGGCAACCUGCUGACCAUGCUGGCCUUCACCGCUGACCCCCGGCUCCGCACGGCCUUCAACCGGCUGGUCCUCAACCUGACCCUGGCCGACCUGCUGUACUGCUCCCUCCUGCAGCCGCUGACCGUCCACACCUACCUGCGCAACGGCUGGGCCUGGGGCCGGGACUCCUGCCGCCUCUUCGGCCUAAUGCUCUUCGCCUCCAACCUGGUGUCCAUCCUCAACAUGGCGGCCAUCGCUGGCGCCCGCUACCUGCUGGUCUCGGGGCCCCGGCGCUUCCACCGGCUCUGCUCCGGCCGGCUCGGCCCGGUCUUCCUGGCCGGUCCCUGGCUCCUGGCCCUGGUCCUCCUGGCUCCCUUCUGGUGCGUCUUCCAGUUCCAGCCGACCGUCUGCACCUGCAGCUUCCACCGGACGGCGGGGAGGCCGUACACUACCAUCCUGCACGCCGCCACCUUCGGCUUGGGUCUCGGCAGCAUAGGCACCUUCUACCUGCUCAUCCACCGCCGGCUGAGGGCUACCGGGCAGGCCUUGCGCAGCCACCGGGAGCUGGGGGCAGGGACCUCCCUCCCGCCACCCUCCUCCUCCUCCACCUUGUCCGCCGCGGCCUUGGAGGGAAGUCAGAACGAGCGCUCGGCCAUAUCCCCGGAAGCGGUCAGCGGGGGGUCAGCGGUGGAGGGCAGCGGAGGUGGAGGAGAGGGAGAGAGAGACAGCGGCCUGAGGAGGAUGACCGCCCGGUGGAAGAGGAGGAGGAGGAGGCAGGGCCGGAGAGGUUCGGAGGUGGAGUUCCGGCGCGUGACGACCAUGUGCUUCUCCGUCUUCCUGGUCUACCUGGCCUGCUACCUACCCUUCUGUCUGGUCCACCUGGCUGAGAGCCGGGCACCCUACGUGCUCCAGAUGCUGGCCGGAAACCUCACCUGGUUCAACAGCUGCAUCAACCCCAUCCUCUAUGCCGCCAUGAACCGCCAAUUCAAGGAGGCCUACCGGGUGGUGCUGAGCCCCUUCUGCGCUGGAUCCUGACCGUGGACUCGGCCGGCAGCUACCCCCACCGCCAACACCCCCUCACCCCCCCACUCCAGCUACCCCCACACCCAACACCCCCUCACCCCCCCACUCCAGCUACCCCCACACCCAACACCCCCUCACCCCCCCACUCCAGGGCCCCGAGCUCUGGG
Carcharodon carcharias (great white shark) is the source of this 1301-nucleotide messenger RNA. Its product is annotated as G-protein coupled receptor 84-like. Gene Ontology annotation, cellular component: membrane. The coding region runs from base 1 to 1146 and encodes 381 amino acids. Gene Ontology annotation, molecular function: urotensin II receptor activity. The record is from RefSeq and is a predicted model, not a curated record. Gene Ontology annotation, biological process: neuropeptide signaling pathway. Lineage: Eukaryota; Metazoa; Chordata; Chondrichthyes; Lamniformes; Lamnidae. The transcript has a single exon.